Molecule: messenger RNA, 1255 nt
Organism: Hyposmocoma kahamanoa
Lineage: Eukaryota; Metazoa; Arthropoda; Insecta; Lepidoptera; Cosmopterigidae
Gene: Polr2M
Exons: 1
Coding region: 126-1067 (313 amino acids)
Biological process (GO): transcription elongation by RNA polymerase II; intracellular signal transduction
Cellular component (GO): intracellular anatomical structure; nucleus
Molecular function (GO): transcription elongation factor activity
Source: RefSeq, a predicted model, not a curated record
AAAAAAAAACACAGCUGUCAAGCUAAGGUUAAAAUAACUUAUCAUUUUGAGCAACAAAUAAAUAAAAUGAGUCAGUACAAUAGAUAGUAGCUAACUUAGUUAAUAUUGUGAUUGCGCUACAAGCCAUGAAGAAGAUAAAUACAAAAGUCCCAGGAAUUUUACCACCGCCGCCAAAAUCUGAAAUUGAUGGUAAAAUAACAGAUUUAUCAUCAAAAACCGUUCCAGAAUUAUUAGAACUUCGAGAUAGGCAACGAAAACUAUUAAAUAACAAACCAUUUAUAGCUAAAUUAGCUGAUAAAGGAGCUAAAAUACAGGCUUUUCAUGAUAAAAUUGUAGUUGAAAUAAAGGCAAAACAUGACGAGGAACAAACACGUCAACUAUUCGAUCGCAUGAAACUCAGUGACAUAGACAAGCAGUCCGUGCAAAACAUCGAAUGGGAAGGCAAAAUGGGGGUUAAAGAGAACGUAUAUCUUGACUCUGAUGAUGACAGUGAACUUGAUGAUGUUUUACACAUUCUCAGUCAGAACACAGCGCAAGAAAAAAAACUAAAAAUUUUAGAACCAGAAAAACCAUUAAUAUCAACUGAAGAAUUGAUCGCAAUAGGAGAAAUUCCACAUGUAAAAUAUAUAGUCGAAAAAAGCGAAAUUCGAGCUAAACCUAAAACUACAGGACAAUUCAAACCAUUUAAAACAACAAUAUCUGAUGUUCAUAGGCCAGAAAAGGAGAUACUUAGAAAAAAGCAUAAAAAUUGGGAAGUUACUGCUGCUACACCACCACCAAUUCUUCAUAGCCCAGCUAAAGUUUUAAAUCUAGAAGAAUCUUUGAAACUUCAAAAAGAACACAAUAUGCAAUUAAAGGAGAUAGAAGCUCAACAUGCAGCGGAGAAACUACAAGCUCGUUUAGGUAUUAAAAUAGUCAAGGCACCAGAAUGCACUAGGAUAUUUGGAAAGUACAGAGAAGAGGAAAGUGAUGAUGAGACAGUCACUUCAGACCCUGAAGGGAGUGAUAAGGAGGUGCAUGAUGAGGAACCUGAAAGAGGAGGAGUAGUGUUCACUGUUAUGAAAUGAAAAUACUACUGAGAUUUAUUGUUCGAACAGGAUAUAAACCAACAUCUUAUAUAAACAUUGUAGUUGCAUAUCAUUGUAUAAUUUAUCUAACUGGUGUAAAAGUAUUACACGCCCCUUCACUAUGCUAUGACAAAUAUAAUUUAUGUUUGGAAAUAUAGUCAGAAAAAAACAUAUAAUACAUACUUUCU